Molecule: messenger RNA, 1152 nt
Organism: Thlaspi arvense
Lineage: Eukaryota; Viridiplantae; Streptophyta; Magnoliopsida; Brassicales; Brassicaceae
Source: the annotation of a GenBank genome assembly
AUGGCAAACUCCGGCGAUCCCUUUUCGAUGUUGAUGUCAACGCUCCGUGCUUUUCACAGUCUCCGUUUUGCCGCCGCAAGAGAUUCCAUCGAACAAGAGAAUCAGGCGGUUCCUCCUCCUCCUCCUCCUCCUCCUCCACGUGAAACUCCCAUCGCCAAUCCUCCUCCGCGAUCCACCGCACCAAGAAGAGAAACCAAUCUUGAUGAAGAAAAUCUUCAAUCUUUAACCAACUCAUUUCGCUCCGCCUCCGCCGCCUUAAAUCCUCGAGAAAGGGAGACGUGUUUGCAAUCGCUGUUCAACUUGAUGAAUAGAAACGAAGAAGAAGAAGACGACGCGGCUCCGUUUCAACAGUUGAUCUCAGGGUUAAGCGGACGCGAUCUUCAGAGGAUGGCCUCGUUGCUGACGUCAGAUUCCGAUGACUACUUCUUUGGGAUUGCAAGUAACAAGAACGGCUCCAAACGCCUUCAGAAACUCCUCGGGAGAUCAGGCUACGCGGACGAUCUCUUCGCCGCCGCUAUCUUGCGACGCUUCUACGACUUCAUGACCGACAAGCAAGCGUACUACGUCGCGGUUCAAGGGAUGCGAGUUUUCAGCCGGGAGAAGAAAACGAAAAUGUGGCGCCUCAUCCACCUCCACGCGAUUCAACUGGCGUGUGACCGACACGGCUGCGUCGCGCUCGACGCAAUCAUGACCAACGUGGAAGAUGUUGACGGCAGGAGCCACCUCAUGGGCAUGGUCGCGGCCAACGCUCUCUUGCUGAGCUACGAUGAUUACGGGAACUUUGUGGUCCAACACGUGCUUAAACUGGAUGACUUGGAUUGCACGUGGAACAUUGCGGUUAGACUCCGUGGCAAUUGCGUGGAGCUAUCGUUUCGGAAGUACGGAAGCUACAUCGUGGAGAAGCUUUUGGAGACGGAGGAGUCGACGCCUUUGGUGGUGGCGGAGCUUUUGGGGUGCGAAGGACUCAGGCUGAUGAGGCUGGCGAGGAGUGAGUUUGGGGGUUUCGUUGUGGUCAAGGCACUGACAACACUCACGCGUGGGGAUCAUCAGUUUUGGGGUCUGGUGAAUAAGCUCAUGCCGUUUCUCGAUCUCUUGCGUAGGUCUCCGGGAAGAACAACCGUUGCAACAUUCUUGGAGUCUCUUCAUCAUUAG